ACUUGUCAUUGCAAGUCUUUCUUGAGAUAAAAAAAAAUCAUCCAAGCCAGCUAGCGCCAGCAGCAAUUGCGCGCAACUGAAGGGUCCCCGAGUGUCCGGGCAUCCACAGUGUACACUGUAUUUUGUCCCCGAAAGUGCCGGUGCUGGUGCUCACCACCCCCACUACUAAUUCAACGCCAUAUCUCUCCCCGCCAGCCAUCCAGGCCCGACCUCAACCUCGCCACAGCAGCGCCAACGCAAACUCAUCGCGUGCUUUCCCCUCUUCUUCUUCUCGCGUCCUCAUCUCAUCCCAAUCCCCCGCGCGCCGCCCGGGCAAAUAAUGAGACAGUUUCGGCCCGUGCUGAGCAGCGGAGUGACGGACCAUGGCCAGCUCAGAUGACGACGAUGCGCGCGUCACGGAGCUCGAGACCCUCGAGGCCAUCUUCCCCGAGAUACGCCGUCCGCUCGACGCCCCGGGCUUCGUCUUUGAGCUCGAGCUCCCUGUGCGACCCGCUGAGCCGGUGACGGUUCUGUUCCCCGCCCCGGACGGCAGCCAGCCUGCCACCGCGGCGGCCGCAUCAUCGACUGCGCUUCCUUCCUCGUCGACAUCGUCGGGUCCGCCUGCGCCAGCCGCGGAGCCCGUCGACUCCCUCCUCAUCUCUCACCUCCCACCAGUCUCACUGCGCAUCGUUCUUCCCGACGGCUAUCCGGCCGACAAGCCGCCUCAGGUCUCCAUCUCCACCGCGCCACAAUGGCUCUCCCGCGAGACCCUCGCCGACCUCGAGAGCGACGGACCGCGCCUGUGGGAGGAGGCCGGCCGCGAUCUGGUCGCCUACUCCUACAUUGACCACGUCCAUCGCGCCGCCGAGGACGUAUUUGGGGCCAUCACCGCCGAGGGUACCCUCGCGGUUCCCCCGGAGCAUAAGCUCGCCGUCCUGGACUACGACAUCAAGGCAAAGCGUGCCGCCUUUGAGCAAGGGACGUUUGACUGCGGAAUCUGCUUAGACCCCAAAAAGGGAAGCAAAUGUCACAAGAUGCUCGAGUGCGGCCACAUCUUUUGCCUGCAGUGCCUCCAGGAUUUCUACAACGGCACCAUCACCGAGGGGAACGUGUCCGCCGUGCGCUGCCUCACGCCUAAUUGCGCCAAGCAACGUACCGCUGCCGGGCCAUCUGCCGCCUCGCGCCGUAAAACCUUCAUCAGCCCCAGUGAGCUGCUCCAGAUCGGACUGACUGAGGAGGCGGUCAAGCGCUACGUGACGCUCAAGUACAAGACGGAGCUCGAAUCGGACAAGGACACCAUCUACUGCCCGCGCCAGUGGUGCAACGGCGCCGCGCGCUCCAAGAAGCACAAAAAACCCGAGGGCCUGCAGUUCAGCGACACCGCCGAUUCUGACGGCGACGGGACCGAUGGCGAUGACGACCAGGACGCAACCGACGAAAAGGCAGUCGAGGAGGAGCGCGAUAGGGAAAGGGAUAGGAAAAAGGCAGCCGCCGCCAAGUUUAGCGCCGCCGAUCUCCUUUCCGUCUGCGAGGAUUGCGGCUUCGCCUUCUGCAGCCGCUGUCUGCAGACCUGGCACGGCGAGUUCGUGUACUGCGUGCCCAAGCGCAACACCGACGAGCUCACCGAGGAAGAAAAGGCUUCGCUCGAGUACCUCCAGCUGCACACGAGCCCCUGCCCGACAUGCGCCGCGCCCGCCCAGAAGACGCACGGCUGCAACCACAUGAUCUGCUCCCGCUGCGAUACGCACUUCUGCUAUCUCUGCUCCUCGUGGCUCGACCCGGGCAACCCCUACAAGCACUACAACCAGCAGGGCGACGGCAAGGUCACCUCGUGCUACAUGCGCUUGUGGGAGCUUGAGGGCGGCGAUGGCAACGAUGUCGGCAUCGGCUUCGUCGGUGGGCGAGGCGCCGCCGCCGUCGCCGGGGGAGGAGGAGCCGACCCUCAGCCUCAUCAUGAUGCGGCCAUGGGCGAUGCCGUCUUGCUCGCGUUACUCCAAGACGAGCCCGACGAGAGCGACACCGAAACGGAGGAUGGCGACGAUGCCCCGGCGGUCGGCCGGCCAGCCAUCGCAGUCGCCAGGGAAGCGCCGCUCGUCCUGCGCCUCAUGGACAACAACCAACAACCCCGCGGCGGGCGACGUGUGGCCCAGCCCGCGCCGCCCCAACAGCCUCCGCAUCCAGCCGCUGCCAGGGGCCGUGGCGGCGGCCGCGGUCACCAUCAGCACCACCACCACGGCCCCCAUCGCGGAGCCGCCAGGGGUGCAGACCACUACCCCCGCGCCGCUGGCGGCGGCCGAGGCGCUCUACCCCAACGCGGCGGCCGCGGCGGCGGUGCCGUUCCCAGAGGCGGAGGCCGACCCGCCCGGGGCGCCUACGCAGGCGGUCGAGUAGCAGCAGCGGCAGCGGCAGCAGGUCGUGGGGGCGGUGCCGCCGCCGCCGCCGCAGAGCAGCAGCAACAUCGUCGUCACCAGCAGCAGCACCACAACCAACAUCAACAAGAGCGGCGGCAGCGGGGGCCGCAGCAGCCACUACCGGCAGGGGGCGGCAACGACAACAUCGUCAACAACAACGAUAACAACAACAACGCAGGCGCCGGCCUCGACGCCGCGCAGGAGGCUUGGGUCCGACACUUUGUCCAGAUGGCGCUCCUGGACGAGGAGGACCAGGUCGAGGGCGGAGACUCGGACUCGGACGACGGCAACUGGCACAUACGGUGACGACCAACAAACGACGAUAUAACGCAACGGCAAACGGGGAGCGAACGACACGGGCGGGCACGGCCGGCGACUUGGCCUGCGCCUAGGGGCUAGCUAGCUAGCUAGAGGGAAAGCGAUAGCGUAGAAGCGGGCGAGCGGGCGGCUGCACCGGUCUACGGGUAGAAAGUAGAUGGGUAAAUCGGGAUCAAAAAAGGAGAAGCCGCCGGCUGUGUCGUCGGGAGAACCCAGGAUCAGGCCCCACGGAACGGACGCAUUUCCAUCCCCCUUCUUUUUUCUCCUUCUUUCCAGAUCAGUCUUGCUAUGCAGACCUUCCGGAUAUCACUCCACCCGUAUAUCCAUCACCUCUCUGCCCUGCCCUGCGUGACCUCCCGUCUUGUAAAGUCGAUGAAGGACAAGCGAGUUGCUGCGCAGUGGAGGGGGGGAAAGGGGGGGCGGACAAACCGGGAUGCUGCUGCUGCUGCUACUGCUGCUGUUCGUACCGGGCGGCGGGCUGUAGGUAUAGGCAGUAACUGUGUUGCGCUCGUCGUCCGACCUCGUCGUGCCCGUGCCCGUACGAGUCCCUGGGAACUCGCAACACGCCCGACAAGCGACGAUGAUCGCCAGGAAGAAGAGAAGGGGAAGCAUACAGACAAGCAAGUCAGGUCACAAUGGCACGGUGAUGACGAUGGUGAUUGCAACGGGCCGGCCACGCACGGCGAGCGGCUUCGUCCCACGCAGCGCAGGGGGAGCAAAUCUUCAAAGCCCAAUACAGCUAUCCAUUACCGGCCUGGAUGCCUGCCUGCCUGCCUGCCUGCCUGCCUGCCUGCCCGCCUACCUCCCUGCCUCCCUCCCUCCCUACCUACCUACCUACCUGCAUCAUCAUUACUUACUGCAUACAUGCCGCGUGCAGUGAUGUACCGCAUCGUACUUCGUACGUACCUGAUGCGCGUCUCAACUGCCAAACCGGCCCCCAUAUCCAUCCAGGGGCCGUGUCCGUCCGGUUCGCCCAUUUCGCUCGCAUCCACCCGCCCCGGCCUCCCGCCGCGGGGCUGCCUGUCAUCGACUGAUAUCAGUCAAUCAUUCCGUCCGCCCAUCCAUCCAUCCGUCAACCCCCGGCGCGUCUGCCUCCCCCCCCUUCCCCCUUCCUGCCUUGGGCCGGGC
Messenger RNA from Purpureocillium takamizusanense, 3836 nucleotides. RefSeq names its product RBR-type E3 ubiquitin transferase. The transcript has 2 exons. NCBI's taxonomy places the organism in Eukaryota, Fungi, Ascomycota, Sordariomycetes, Hypocreales, Ophiocordycipitaceae. Gene Ontology annotation, molecular function: zinc ion binding; ubiquitin protein ligase activity; ubiquitin conjugating enzyme binding. The coding region runs from base 363 to 2696 and encodes 777 amino acids. Gene Ontology annotation, cellular component: cytoplasm; ubiquitin ligase complex. The record is from RefSeq and is a predicted model, not a curated record. Gene Ontology annotation, biological process: ubiquitin-dependent protein catabolic process; positive regulation of proteasomal ubiquitin-dependent protein catabolic process; protein polyubiquitination.